Messenger RNA from Arabidopsis thaliana (thale cress), 3219 nucleotides. RefSeq names its product ARM repeat superfamily protein. The transcript has 8 exons. Bases 183 to 2645 code for a protein of 820 amino acids. The record is from RefSeq and is marked reviewed. Gene Ontology annotation, molecular function: microtubule binding. Gene Ontology annotation, cellular component: microtubule. NCBI's taxonomy places the organism in Eukaryota, Viridiplantae, Streptophyta, Magnoliopsida, Brassicales, Brassicaceae.
CUUUUCUCUGCUAAAACAAAAAUCAUCUCUCUUCUCGCUCUCUGCUUUUGAAUCUCUCUUUUUUCUCUCCACCACCUGAGAUUUUCCCAUCACUUUCCCGGAAAAAGCAGCGAUUAUCUUCAUGGCUUCUCACUCACCACUAUCCCACUGAUGCUUCAGAUUAUUGGAUUUGAGGAAGGAUUAUGAAGACGAACAUGCAAGUAAAAGGAAGAGGAGGAAACAUGAAGGCUAAUACUAAUACACAACAAGUGAUUUUUGAGCUGAAGAAGAAGGUUGUUAUUGCAUUAAACAAGUUAGCAGAUAGAGAUACAUAUCAGAGAGGAGUUGAUGAGCUUGAGAAAACUGUUGAGCAUUUGGCACCGGAUAAGGUUUCAUGUUUUCUCUCUUGUAUUUUGGAUACUGAUUCUGAGCAGAAGAGUGCUGUGAGGAAAGAGUGUAUUAGGUUGAUGGGGACUUUAGCUAGGUUUCAUGAGGGACUUGUUGGUCCAUAUCUUGGUAAGAUGGUUUCUAGUAUUGUUAAGCGGCUUAAGGAUCCUGAUUCUGUUGUGAGAGAUGCGUGUAUUGAGACAAUGGGUGUUUUGGCUUCCAAGAUGAGUUGUUAUGAAGACCAGAACUUUGGUGUUUUUGUUUCCUUGGUGAAACCUCUUUUUGAAGCUAUUGGUGAUCAGAAUAAGUAUGUGCAGUCUGGUGCUGCCUUAUGCUUGGCGAGAGUUAUUGAUAGUAGUCCUGAAGCUCCAGUUGCGAUUAUACAACGCAUGUUGAUGAGGACAGUAAAGCUGCUUAAUAACUCGCAUUUUAUCGCAAAGCCAGCGGUUAUUGAGCUUAAUAGAAGUAUCAUCCUGGCUGGUGGGGCAACGUCGAAGAGUGUGUUGUCCUCAGCAAUGUCUAGCUUUCAAGAUGCCCUUAAAAAUAAGGACUGGACUACUCGUAAGGCAGCUUCUGUAGCACUUAUGGAGAUAGCUGCUACUGGUGAAAAGUUUCUUGGACCUCUGAAGGCGUCCUGCAUCUGCUCUCUUGAAUCAUGUCGCUUUGAUAAAGUGAAACCAGUGAGGGACUCAGUUAUCCUUGCCUUAAAAUAUUGGAAAGGUGUCCCUGGGUCUGAUAGUCCAGAGCCAUCUGAAACUGAAUCCUCUGUAAAAGAAAGUUAUAAUGGAGCUCGAGAGAGUAGUGAACUUUUCAGCACCAGUGACUUUAAAGUGAAGGAUGGUAUGUCUAUCAAAUAUGUAACGGAUGUGACAAGGAAAAAGGUUCCGGUCUCUGCCAGGCAACCACCUACACGUUACAAUGACGACCCUCGAAAGAGUAACCAAGAUGAUUGGCAUAUUGAAAUUGCAGUCCCAGAAUCUUCUUUUGUCUCCAAGGUUGAUCUUUACAAUGAAGAAUCAGAGGGCAGUUGCAUCACCAAGACGUUUGCAGAAACGACAAACACGCCAGAAGUGACAUAUGAGUACAUUCCAAUGAAGGAUAAAGCAGAUAGCUAUGUAACAGGCGGAGUCAAUGAAAACGAUGAUAUCAAGUCUAUUACAGUUUCAUCAAGCAGUUUCCGGGCAAGUGGUAUGGUGAAUCCAGCCAUAACGAGUAAGAAUUAUGCAGCUGAAGAAACUGAUUUGGAAGAGCAGCCAUUCUCAACCCAAGUGAAGGAUCGUACAAGCCUUGACUCUUUUGUAACAGUGUCGAGCUCUCAAAUUAAUCAUGACUGCUGUGCUAAGAUUGCAAAUGAAAUGGCUUCUGUACGUAAACAACUCUCAGAUAUUGAAAAUAAACAGUCACGUUUGAUAGAUCAGCUACAGGUCUUUUCAACAGGAAUAAUGAACAACUUUUCGGUUCUUCAAUCCAAGGUAUCAAGCUUAGAGUAUGCAGUGGAGGGGAUAGCUCAGAACGCUGCCUUGCAUUCAGAUAUAUCAAACUCCAAUUUUGUGAAGCACAACCAAGGUAGUACCAUAUCACCGAGGCUGUCUAGCUGUACGUCAAGAACUUCGACGGAUAUCCGCAAUCGACAAUCUACACUAUCCACUUCCAAGUACUCAAGGGAGAACAAAACACAUGUAAGAAGCAGACUAAAUGAAUCACAGGGCAUGGAGAAGACACGGAGUAAUCCUUUAGGUAAGACUGGUCAACUACAUACUAGAGAGGACAUUUGGAACAACAUUGGACAGGGAAGACAAACAUUGAUCCAGACCCGGACAUCUUCUGAUUCAAUUCAAAGCAUUAGACAACAGUAUGCAGAGGUGAUGAGUGGAACAAGGAAACCAGUGACAGGUGUUUCUUGUGAAGAUGUGGUUGAAUCAGAGUAUCUACAAGUGCUUUCUUCCGGUGAUGAGCUUGCACUUGUUGAGCUUCUUGACAGAACAGGCCCGGUGCUGGAGAGUAUGUCAUCACAGACCAUAAAUGAAAUUCUCAGUAUUCUAUUGUCAUACCUCCUAGAACGAAGAUUCAUGAAUUCAAUACUUCCUUGGCUGCAUCAGGUCGCUGACUUGAGUACUACAAAUGGAGCUAAUUAUCUUAUUCCAUCUGCGAGAAAGAGAGCUCAAGUGUUGUCUGCAAUUCAGGAGGCUUCAGGCAUGGACUUUUCAAAUCUUGCUGAGAGGAGAGCAGUUACUCAAAUAGCUAUGAAGUUGCGCAAACUAUGGGGAAAAUGCUCUUGAUCAUUAUGGUGUGCUGAAGUAGUUGAAUUAAACUUGUUAGUGUGGGAACUUGUGAAAACUUCUACUCCUUCCUUUGUUUUCCACGUGUGUAACACAUGAAAUCAUUUUGGAAACUUCUACUCCUUCUACUUGCUUGUUUCAUCUCUUCUUGCCAAUCGUUCUCUACACCGGCUCUUUUUGCAUUGCCUUCGCCUUCACUCUAGUUUCCGUCUGUCUUGAUUCAAACCAUAAACGGAGUGGCAAAUCAACCCAGAAAAUUAAACAAUUUGGUGGGAAUAUCAACAACAGUCAUACGAAACUGCAGGAAAAAGCGGAUCACGGUUUAGAUUUACGGUUUGAAAGUUAUAACCAAUUUACUAAGACAGAGCCGGAAGGUAACAAACCUGCAAGCAGUCAACUUUGGAAACAAUUUCCCAUCAAACAGCAAGACAACUAGAAGAUGAUCUUUAUGUCCAUGGAAAGAUCUCGCUGUCAAGUUUCCAGAACAUCUUUCAAGUCUAAAACCCAAUAUCUAUAGCCAAAGAAAUGAAGACGACAAAACCAAUGAAAAACCAUGUCGUGUUGUGUAUUGACU